This is a messenger RNA of Hemiscyllium ocellatum (epaulette shark), 2455 nucleotides long. Its product is annotated as dehydrogenase/reductase SDR family member 9-like. The record is from RefSeq and is a predicted model, not a curated record. The transcript is spliced from 5 exons. Bases 340 to 1296 code for a protein of 318 amino acids. Lineage: Eukaryota; Metazoa; Chordata; Chondrichthyes; Orectolobiformes; Hemiscylliidae.
GAUACAUAUUAACCACAUUCCCGGCAAGUUCUUAUUAAUAUGCACAUCUUCGUCACGCCCACAGUUUCAUAACUCCCCACUUCCAUAUGAAGUGCUGCUUUGGCGAAUGAGUUAUGACUUAUUUUGCCACUUUAACUCCAACGCAUCAAGGAUUAAACUGCCCCAGGGAGAUCUGGCAGUCGGUGAACUCCACAGUGAGGUUUAUGAACAAUCAAUCCGGGACUAAAGAGCAAAGUGAUAAACAAAAACCACUCAGGCUCCGGCGCCCUCUCGACCGUACAACAGAGAAAGCUUGUAUAUUCUUUAGGUUCUCAUCCUUUACUCGAUACUCAUAGCAAAAUGCUUGCAUUCACUCUGGGCUUCUUUUUAAUCUGGUUUCUAUGCUGGUGGAUGCGAGACAAACUUAAGAUAGGAAAUGUCUCAGACAAGUAUGUGUUCAUCACUGGAUGUGAUACUGGGUUUGGAAAUCUUGCUGCAAAAGCCUUUGAUGUAGACGGAUUUCGAGUGCUUGCUGGCUGCCUGACUGAAGAAGGGGCUCAAGGCUUAAAGAAAGAGACUUCAAGCAGGUUGAAAACAAUCUUGUUGGAUAUAACAAAAUCUGAUAGUAUUGAGAAUGCAACCGAUCUGAUCAAAGUCGAAGUAGGAAACCGAGGUCUAUGGGGAUUAAUAAACAAUGCUGGAAUAGCUGGAAUAUUCUGUCCCACAGAUUGGCUACAGAUUGAACAUUUCAGAAGACCUAUUGAAGUUAAUUUAUUGGGACCUAUUGAAAUUACAUUAAAGUUGUUACCUCUGAUUAAGAAAGCCAGAGGAAGAAUAGUGAAUGUAAGCAGUGUGCUUGGUCGAUUAUCAUUGACUGGUGGAGGAUACUUCCCAUCAAAAUUUGGAAUGGAAGCUUUCAACGAUAGUUUAAGGCGUGAUAUGAAGCAUUUUGGAAUAAAAGUGUCAUGUAUCGAGCCUGGGAUGUUUGUAACCAAAAUGACAGAUUGCAACUUACAGCGUCAUGGAAAGCAAGAGCUCUGGGAUCACCUUUCACCUGAUCUGAAAAAGCAAUAUGGAGAAAAUUAUUUAAUACAAUCAGGUACCAGACAGGUGAAUUUAGUGAAGAAACUAUCAAGUACAGACCUUUCCAAGGUGGUGUGGUGUAUGGAACAUGCUCUGACAGCAAAGUACCCUCGGUCCCGUUACAGUGCAGGCAUUGAUGCGAAGCUCCUGUGGAUUCCAAUGACUUACUUACCGACAUUUGCUUCAGACUAUCUGUUGGCUCAGGAUAUUGUAAUAGAUUCAACUGCUAUAUGAAAAGACCUUCACUCCAUCUUCUAAACCAACAUCACUUUAAUGGAAGUAAUGAAACUGAUAAGAAAACAUCAAAAAGGAACAACUUCACACAUGCCGCCACAUGUUUCUGCAGUGAAAGAAGUGCUGUCAUAUAAACAAACUACAUGCAGGAGUGAGUCUGGAGUUUGUUUCAGGAGAUGAAAUAUGCCACUAUAGUAGUACCAGAUUGCUUACAGUUGUAUUUAUGAUAAGAAAUUCCAAAUAUUUUAAUGUUUUUAAAAUUUCAUUGUAAUGUUUUAGUUUUGGUGCCAUGCAUUGCCUCAAUCAUUCAUUUAGUAAUUUAAGUUAAACAUAAAGAGAUUCUGUAAUUUUUACUCCUGGCAUACUGUCUGUCAGAAUACUCCCAACAUGAUUGUUGCUUACCCAGUUUAGAGUGGUGUUGGAAAAGCACAGCAGGUCAGGCAGCAUCUGAGGACCAGGAAAAUUGAUGUUUCAGGCAAAAGCCCUUCAUCAGGACUUUUGCCCGAAACAUCAAUUUUCCCGCACCUCUGAUGCUACCUGACCUGCUCUGCUUUCCCAGCAUCACUUUAAUCUUGACUUUAAUUUCCAGCAUCUGCGGUAUCCACUUUCACCUAGCUUACCCAGUUUGAUUACUUUACUGUUACUGCAUGCUUAGAGCUCUUCUUGCCUUGGCUUUAGAUUUUAUCUGAUCUUGCAAAAGACUACAGAGAUCACUGGAUCUUUGCGGGAAGUUUUUGUUGAGUAUUGUAGUAAACAUUGUUUCAAUGAUUACCCUGAACCAGACGUUGUAUUUUCAACACAAGUGAUGAUUUUUCAGUGAUUUUUACAGCAGUCAUUUUUUUAAAAACUUACUAAUAUUACAGAACAUUUAAGUCCUGAAUUAUGAUUAUAUGGAAUUUAUACAUCUGUAUUUGGUAAUUUGUAUUAUGCUACUGGAGAGGGUGGGGCAAACCUGUCAGUCCUGAAAGGGUUGGGGGAGGCAGUACUAGGAACAGAAUCCAGUUCCACUAGUAUAAUUGUUCUGAUAUAAUCUUCCAUUUAUACAUGACAGUGAGUCACUCAUCCAUGAGCACAAUUAUUUAUUUUCCACUUAUUUUUUCUUAAAAGUAUGGUUGCUUGUUUUGAGUCAAUAUAUAUCUCCAAGAUGCAAUUUUUAAAA